Serinus canaria (Common canary) is the source of this 1691-nucleotide messenger RNA. Its product is annotated as transmembrane protein 121-like. The coding region runs from base 135 to 1067 and encodes 310 amino acids. The record is from RefSeq and is a predicted model, not a curated record. Lineage: Eukaryota; Metazoa; Chordata; Aves; Passeriformes; Fringillidae. The transcript has 3 exons.
CCGCCCUGCGCCCCGGGGAGCCGCCCGAGGUUCAGGCUUCGCUGCCUCCCGCAACGUGCCAGGAUGCUGCUGGGCCCAGGGAUGCACGACUGCGCCGGACGCCUGCUCCCCCAGCCAAAAAGCAGGAGUUCAGGAUGGUUCCCCCACCACCUGUCAGCAAGCCCCAUGUGUGCCUCUCCACAGUGCUCAUCAUGACCAGCCUCGUCCUCAUGGAUGCCUACCUGGUGGAGCAGAGCCAGGGCUCCAGGAAGCUGGGCAUCUGUGUCAUGGUGGCAGUGGGUGACAUAUGCUUCCUGCUAGUCCUCCGCUAUGUGGCUAUCUGGGUUGGGGCAGAGGUAAAGACAGCAAAGCGAGGAUAUGCCAUGAUCCUCUGGUUCCUCUACGUCUUCGUUCUGGAGAUCAAAGUCUACUUUGUAUACCAGAAUUACAAAGCUGACCGGAAAAGCUUGGAUCUCAUCGCCCGCAAAGCGCUGACCUUGCUGCUCUCCAUCUGCAUCCCAGCUCUCUACGUGCUGUUGGUGGCCACGGAGCACAUGGAGUACGUCAGAACAUUCAAGAAGAAGGAGGAUCUCCGCAACCGCCUUUUCUGGGUCAUUGUGGACAUGCUGGACGUGCUGGACAUCCAGGCCAACCUGUGGGAGCCUCAGAAGAAAGGGCUGCCGCUCUGGGCUGAGGGCAUCAUGUUCUUCUACUGCUACAUCCUGCUCCUGGUCCUGCCCUGCGUGUCCCUGUGCGAGAUCAGCAUGCAGGGCAUCGGCAUCAUGCCGCACAGGAUGAUGCUGUACCCCAUGCUGAGCAUGCUCACCGUCAACAUCGCCACCAUCUUCAUCCGAGGCAGCAACAUGGUCUUCUUCAGGGAUGCCCGGGUCUCCAGCAUCUUCAUGGGCAAGAACAUGCUGGCCAUUGGGAUGAAGGUCUGCAUGUUCGUGCAGUACCAGCGGCACCAGCACCACACCCCGCCGGGGCCGGACCCGCAGCACAGCACCCCAGCCCAGCCGCCCAUGGGGCUGCGCAAGGCCCGGGACCAGCCUGCCUGCCCUGAGGAGCUGGCCCAGGACAACACGUGACGAGCCAGCAGGAGCUACAGCCUGGGCGUCCCCACACCUGGCCGUACCUACAAACCCGGGGCUGGCUGUGGAGCUCCCUGCCUGGACAGAGGGCAACGACCCUGCUCCCUCCUUCCCUGGGUGAAACUGCUCAGGGCCCCGAGGGGCACAUGGCGAGGGCCCCCACAGCAGCCUCUGCAAGGCUGCAGAGCAGUUUGGAACCUCAGCACCCUUUGUAAGGCUGCAGAGCAGUUUGGAACCUCAGCACCCCACCUGGAAAAACAGUGGAGCAGGGGACGAGGCCAGGGCCACCUGCCAUGAGUUGUGUCUGGGUGAGGCCAGGCAGCCCUACCUGGUGCCAGGCUCCCUACCAGUGCUCCCUGUGCAACACUGCUCUCUGGCCAGCCAGGCUGCUACAUGGGGCCACCCACUUUUCUGUUGUGGUUGGCCCUGGCUUCAGUGUGGUCCUUGGCAGCAGCCUGCUCCCCACUGUGUGAGCCAAGGUCCCCAUGCAGGGGGGGCAAGGCCUGGGCCUCCCCCUGUUGUCACCCCUCUCAGCCAGCUGCAGGCUUGGGGGGACCCAAAAAGGGGUGACUGUCCUUUUUUUGUAUCUCCCUCUUUGCAAUAAAAGACCUGAGCCCUGCA